Lutra lutra (Eurasian river otter) is the source of this 600-nucleotide messenger RNA. RefSeq names its product collagen alpha-1(X) chain-like. Bases 108 to 527 code for a protein of 139 amino acids. The record is from RefSeq and is a predicted model, not a curated record. Lineage: Eukaryota; Metazoa; Chordata; Mammalia; Carnivora; Mustelidae. The transcript is spliced from 2 exons.
CGAGGCCAAGGGUGGAGGCCGAGCCCAGAAGGGGGCGGGAGGCCUGAGGAUAGGAAAGUGGCCCCGUCCCUUCCCGGCAGGAACCCCAGGCUCCUCCUUCUCCUGCUAUGCAGCCAUCAGUCCCCCAGACAGCCCAGCGCUCCGAGGUCGGACACACACACCCUCCUGCGGGAUCUUGUGGCAGGGGAAGAAGAAGCCUCGGACCCCGGCGUCUGCCCAGUGCACCGACUGCUUGCACGCAUCGCGGCGGAGCUGGGCAUCCGGGCGGUGCGACCCUGAGUCGGGCCCGCGUUCCCAGGCACGAGGCGCACUUGACACCCCACGGGCGGCCCCCGCAGGUCCCUUCCGAAGGGGAAGACGGUGCAAGCAGCAGCACCCGGCGCCUCGGGCCCCGUUCAGCCCCCGCCCGUGCCCCGGAGCCUCCCCGGGUGCUGGGUGCCGGCACCGGGGGUGGGGUCUCCGCCGCCGCCGCCCCUUACCUCGCGCAGGCCCUCCCCGCAGGUCUCGGAGGCGGGGGCGAGCGGUAGCCCCGCUGACUCGCGCGGGGCUGGGUUUCCCCGCCGGGGCGGAGCGGGGGAGGAGGAAGAGGAGCCGGGGAGG